AUGGCAAGUGAUCGGUUGAUUAAAAGUAGCAGUGGGAAAGAUGAUCCACUUUAUGAAACAUUGGACAAUGCGAAAAACGAUUCGGGAAAAAUAAUCGACACGUUCGGCCGAUCGUUGCAACAUUUCCAUUGGCCUGACUAUGUUGUGUUCGUGUUGAUGUUGGCGAGCUGCAUCAUGAUUGGAAUCUUCUUCGGGUACAGACAUCAUCUAAAACGCAUCCGCCAGGGACAAUCGUCGUCCGGAAACGAAACGGAAGCUCAGGAUUAUUUGGUCGGGGGCAGAAAGAUGCAAAUUUUCCCCGUUGCCGUUUCGUUGGUGGCUAGCUGGGUGUCCGGUGUUCCAAUGCUGGGAACCGUCACUGAGAUCUACGUUUAUGGCACACAGUUCUGUUACAUUGUGUUUUCAAUGAUGCUUGCGGGUGUGCUAAUGUAUUACCUUUUCUUACCGGUGUUUCACGAGCUACAGAUAACUUCUACAUAUGAGUACCUUCAACAUCGCUUCGACUCACGGAUGAGACUGUUUGGGGCGAUUCUAUUCACAUUGGGUUGCUUGCUGUGGAUGCCUAUCGUGAUCUACGUUCCUGCUUUGGCGUUUAACCAAGUAACCGGACUAAGCGUCCACGUGAUUACACCAAUCGUUUGCAUAAUAUGUAUAUUCUACACCAGCAUUGGGGGCCUGAAAGCAGUAGUAUGGACCGACGUGAUCCAGUCCGGAGUGACGUUGUUGGCUUUGUUGGCUGUGUUAAUCAAAGGCAUUCUCGAUAUAGGAGGUCCUGCAGAAGUUCUAGAGCGCAAUGUGGUUGGCGAACGGCUAGAAGCACCAAUCUUUGAUCCUAAUCCAACACUUGGCCAUUCUUUCUGGAUCAUGCUGUUCGGAGCUCCGGUGUGGGUAUGCGAGGGUAUAGCAUGCAGCCAAGAUAUGGUCCAACGGUUCCUGUCUCUACCUACCCUGAAAGAUGCUCGUAAAGCUUUAAGCUGGUUUGUGAUUGGGUGGAUUAGUAUAAAUGUGAUAUUCUUCCUGAUCGGGAUGCUUGUGUAUGCUACGUACUAUCGUUGUGAUCCGCUAACGACAGAGUUGGCUAAGGCAAAGGAUCAACUGCUGCCGCUAUUUGUGAUGGAAACGUUUGCGGCGUACCCGGGCAUGACUGGAGUGUUUGUAGCAGGUAUCUUCAGUGCGGCUCUGAGCUCGUUGUCCUCGGCUUUAAAUGCUCUUUCGGCCGUAACGUUAGAAGACUUCUGCAAACCAUACUGUAAGAAGCCGCUGACAGAGAAGCAGAUCGGCUAUAUCAUGCGAGGCUCUGUGUUGGUGUACGGUGUCCUAUCCGUACUGCUAUCUUUGUUAGUAGAGCAUCUCGGUACAGUGAUGCAGUUAGCAAUGACGUUAAGCUCUGCCUCAGCAGCGCCGUUGCUCGGAAUGUUCGUUAUGGGUAUUCUGAUGCCUUGGGUUAAUGGAACGGGAGCUUUGUACGGAGGCAUUACAGGACUGGCGACCAUGUUCUACAUGUGCUAUAACGCGGAAUAUUCGAUCGCUUUAGGCAACAAGACGUUCGAUACGAAACCUGUAUCGGUGGAGGAAUGUCCAUAUGACAUUUCUUACAUAAACGUAUCUACGAUCAAUGGGGAGAAAGAGUUGGACGAUAUAGGUAGUCCUAUCUAUCAUAUAUCGUACAUGUAUUUUACGCUUUUCGGUAUGAGCGUGACUUGUUUGGCAGGAACGGUAAUAAGUUUGCUUUCGAAGAGAUUAUGCAAAGGACGACGGCAAACGGUGAAUCCUAAGCUAUUAGCACCGUGCAUUAGAAAGAUACAGUUCAACGAAACAUCGUGA
Molecule: messenger RNA, 1824 nt
Organism: Anopheles moucheti
Lineage: Eukaryota; Metazoa; Arthropoda; Insecta; Diptera; Culicidae
Product: sodium-coupled monocarboxylate transporter 1-like
Exons: 6
Coding region: 1-1824 (607 amino acids)
Biological process (GO): sodium ion transport; transmembrane transport
Cellular component (GO): membrane
Molecular function (GO): symporter activity
Source: RefSeq, a predicted model, not a curated record